This is a messenger RNA of Anopheles stephensi (Asian malaria mosquito), 3208 nucleotides long. RefSeq names its product ras-related protein Rap1. The transcript is spliced from 8 exons. The record is from RefSeq and is a predicted model, not a curated record. NCBI's taxonomy places the organism in Eukaryota, Metazoa, Arthropoda, Insecta, Diptera, Culicidae. Bases 622 to 1458 code for a protein of 278 amino acids. Gene Ontology annotation, molecular function: GTP binding; GTPase activity.
AUCGAAUCGUCUGCCUUUGCUGUUCGUCUGUAUGUGUGUAGCAGUGCCGGAUGAAGUUUUGAUAAGGACACGAAGCCACCUACAGAACCCGCAGAAUGGCGUAGACCACGCGUAGUUUUCGCGUAGGAGUUUGGUGCGUGUGUGUGUGCGUGUUGGUGGUUUUUCCCCGCUAUAACGGUGCGUGUUUGGUGUGAUGAAUUUCAAUCAGUGCUGGUGAUUUGACGUGAUUAUCAAAAGCUGGAAGCUGAAGUCUGAAGCACACGCGGCCUAGGACGGACAGGCCGUAGGGUGGUUAAGGAAGGAAGCAAGGACCAGAAGUUUUACGUGCCAUUGUGUGACGGUGCUGCGGCCUCGGGGUGGAACGAGAAAGCAGCAGAAUUUUGUCCGGAGCCGCCACCAUCGGGCAACGAUCAAGCGACUGGUUUCAUCUUUGUGUCGCAAAACAGUGCGGUGUGCUGGUGCAACACGACUAGGAAAUAGAGCAACUAGACAGAUCAUUCUACAACCAAAAAAACAAGCGUCCAUUAAACCUGGUGACAUUUCCGAACAUUUGCGUGUCGCUGGGAGGAUUUUGCCAAAGAGCCCUCACCCACAGAACAUAAAUCUAGCAACAACAAAAAAAUGAAAGGUAGACAUCUGCGGCGGCGGUUCAGCCUGCAGCCAUCGUUUAUGAAGGACGACUCUACCGAAGACCGACCAAAGCGAGAAAAACCACUGAAGAAUGAUGAAAACUCCAUAAACUCGAACGUGCGGCACAAGAUCGUCAUGAUGGGUGCGGCGAAGGUGGGCAAAAGCUCACUCAUCACGCAGUUCCUGUACAGCAGCUUUUCGCCGAAGUACAAGCGCACCGUCGAGGAGAUGCACCAUGGUCACUUUUCGGUCGGUGGCGUAAAUCUGACGCUCGACAUUCUCGACACUUCCGGCUCGUACGAGUUCCCUGCGAUGCGAGCCCUUUCCAUCUCAUCAGCGGAUGCAUUCAUACUGGUGUACGACGUCACCGACAGUAUCACGUUCGAGGAAGUGAAAGCGAUACGUGAGCAAAUCCACGAGAUUAAAUCGACGACGGCGGUACCGAUUGUGGUUGUGGGCAACAAGACCGAUUUGAGCGAAGAGGACGAGGAUCUGCGGCAGGUGGCACGUGACACAACCGAAUCGAUGGUAACGGUAGACUGGGAAAAUGGUUUCGUCGAAGCAUCCGCAAAGCUGAACCGUAAUGUUACACAGAUUUUUAAGGAACUAUUGGUGCAAGCUAAAAUAACGUACAAUCUCAGCCCGGCCCUGCGACGGCGAAGACGUCAAUCGUUGCCACAACAGGCCAGCACCGGAAGUAGCGGAGCUCCGGCAACACCCCAAGCAUCCCCCAGCGUUCACGUUCCAUCCGUCGCCCAGCUGCAGCACUUGCAGCAGAUACAGGACAAAAGUCUCGGUGGCAAACGCAACUCGUGCAUCCUUUCCUAAUGGGUUACCGCUUAACGGGUGGGUUACGCAUUACGUUUUCCUCUUUCCCAGCGAAUCAUUCGGCAUUCCUUGCAUACUUUCAAUAAGCAACAUGAAAAGAAUAAGAUUUUCUCUCUAAAUCGGCCCCAUCGGAAAUGGUUUUCAGAACGAUCGACGAACGUAAAAUACGCUAACUAUCCAUCUAUACCAGUCUAGAACACAUUUCAUACCACAUAAAAUUCGCUCUGAAAAAUAUGGUUUUUAAAGUCAAAAGCGUGGCCAUUGGCUUGUAAAAUAAGAAUAUAUACACCCAAAAGUAUUUAAGCAGUGCGUCACUUCAUUCUCCAUAUUUGUCUCCACCAUAGUCCACCAUAGCACGUUUACAGCAGAGCAAAAGAUUUGUGAUGUUAAUAAAUCAAAAAUCGUGUCAAAUCGUUCGAAAAAAACAAACAACAAUGUGUAAAGUAUCGAAGUGGAAAAAUACGGGUAAUAAAAAUGGGGAACCGAUUGUCGGGCUUUGCGCGUAGUAGCAUGACACGAACCAAAAGCGAAUGGUAAUGGAAACCACUGCACUAGACGAACAAAAGCUUCAAACGCCGAACAAAUGUAACCACACGUUAUAUAGAUAAGUUAUGCCGGUAAAGAGGUGUUUUUUUAAAAACGCAAAAUUUAAUGUCAGUCGGAAGUUCCCUACAUGUUUCGCACGAUUCAACAGCAAAAACGACCUAGCAGCGUUGCAUAGCGGCUAGAGGGGUUUGAAUGAAUCGCAAUACUAAAGUAAGGGAUUAGGAUGAGGCGGAUGAGCUCGCAUACUGAACAAUUCGAACCCAAUUUCAUCCAGAGUCCAUUUCGUGUGCGUGUGAAUGUUAAUGCGUGUGUUAGUGUUUUGAUAAUACUGAAUAAAUAAAUCUGUUCCCAUUCAGAAAGAGAAAAACUAUUGCUCGCAAAUGGCCAAACAUUUAAAAACAUUUCACACCUUCAAUGCCAAACGCUUCGGGAGAUAAUUAAAUCUGUUUCUUCACAAAAAAUUCACCAAUCAAAAAUCACUUAUUGACUUACUACAGAUUCAACAACAACAAAGAAAGGCGUAAAACGCGCCUAGUUUCGAACGUUUGAUUCUUCAAACAAAGCGUCAAAACGGUUUGUCUUCGUUGAAGAAAGCUAGGAGAAAAGCCAAAAUCAAAAUAUAAAUACAACAUUAAACACCAUCUCUAGAGUUACUGAAAUGAAGGCGAAACAAUGUAUUUUGCAUAAAAUAUUCUCACACAUAAACAAUCAUCCAGAGAAGAUAAAAAAAAACGUUGUCGUUGCUGUUACAAUACCUUUACACUACGAUCUGCACGGUACGGUGCUAAUGCUGUAUCGAGUUGCAAGGAUGAUAGUCUUUAUGUGCUAUGUACGUUGGAAGGAAGAAGCUAGAUUGAUACAAAAAUUUCCCCCGUUUUUUUUCCGUGUCAAAUGUGAAGAAUCAAUAAGGUACUUAAGUGUAUAUUUAAAGGAAUGCGCAAUGAGCUGUAGGAAGUCCUGGUGACUUGGAAUGGGGCCCGGUUUGGCCGGACAUGCCGUGUGUGGAAAGCGGGCAAGCAAAUAUUAACGUGUAAUAGCUAUUCAACAAAUCAACAACCCGAAAUGAUCCAAAUCCCUAAACAUAUAGGUAGAGUGUGCCGGUGGAAGAGUGGACGCGAGAGAGCGAAGAGUAAAUAUGUAGGUCGCGAAAAACAUUCAAGUUGAAAGUAAAUAAAUUUAACCCAUGUAACUGGUAACGUGUAAA